This is a messenger RNA of Protobothrops mucrosquamatus (brown spotted pit viper), 4121 nucleotides long. Its product is annotated as toll-like receptor 2. Lineage: Eukaryota; Metazoa; Chordata; Lepidosauria; Squamata; Viperidae. The transcript has 2 exons. Bases 128 to 2638 code for a protein of 836 amino acids. Gene Ontology annotation, cellular component: membrane. Gene Ontology annotation, molecular function: protein binding; transmembrane signaling receptor activity; triacyl lipopeptide binding. Gene Ontology annotation, biological process: immune response; inflammatory response; toll-like receptor signaling pathway. The record is from RefSeq and is a predicted model, not a curated record.
AUGCAAAUUGUAAGUUCAAUUUGAUAGGACAGAGGUAUUCAAAACCAUUCUUGUUCAGCUGUUGUAUCCAUAACAGCAAAAUGUUCCAGAUCUAAGCUCUAUCAUGGGAAGAGAAUGAAUCGAAAGGAUGGGAUUCUUCAUCAAAACCUUGCAUUUUUAUCUCAUCAUUCUCUUUUGUAGUGGAGAUGAGCAAUUUCAGCAUUCAGACAAUAAAAGUCUUCUGUCCAAGUCAAGUCCUUCUUCAUUCCCUGAAUCUCAAAUUCCAAGGAGAGGCCUCAGCUUUUUACAUAAUGUAAGAACAAAGACUGCAAAAAAGAAAGCAGGCCUCAAUAUACUUAACAUUUUAAAUAUGCGACACAAUUAUAGUUUCCAAGUUGAUCCAACAAUUGUUUUAUCUAAUAUCCAACCACAGCAUAGGUCAUCUCAUAAAUUCUCACAAACUGAUGGAAUAAUAAAUGAUUCAUUGACUGACCCAUCUCUAAGGAGCAUGACAUUGUCUCCUAAGCCAGCAGAGAAGCAACAAGAAGCUGAAAGCCUUUUAAAUCUCAAUUCAGUAUUAAAGUGGAAUGUUCUUGGUGAUGAACAAUACAACAAAAAGGAAACAAGAUUUUCAUCCUCAACAUUACAAAUUAGUGCAAGUUGUGGAAUCCCAGCAAAUGGCACAUUUGAUCUAUCAAACAGGAAACUAACUGAGAAUGAAUUGAGGGGGAAAAUGGAUCCCAUUUUCUGCAAAGCUACACUGGACCAAAUUAAAAAGUUUAAUGCAAGUCUCAACAACCUUGAGACAGAUAUCGCAACCCUGAUUCCGUUAUUCCUUGAAAUGAAGAGUGUGUAUUUAAUUGAUGUGAGUUAUAACAAAAUAUUUAUAAAUACCAAAUCUGCAAAAGACAGCUAUAAUCUGCAGCACAACAAUCUUCUGUUUUUAAAUCUCAGUCACAAUCCCCUUAAAACUCUGAAAAACCUCAUUCUACCGAGAGGUCUCAAGAGCAUUGAUUUAUCUUUCACACAAAUUAACCAAAUACCAAAAGAAUUCAUUGCAAUACUUUCUCAAAUAGAAGAGGUAUUUCUUCAGGGGAAUCCAUUUAUAUACAACGCUGAAGCACUUAUGUCUAAUUUUAAUCCUGUACUUACAAUAAGAAAUCAAAAGCAUUUCUUUAAUGGAGGCAUUUCAUAUACAAAUUUUCCACAAUCCACAAUUCAUCAAAUAAUGUUACAUUGUUUCACUGAAGAACUUCCGGAAGGGUUUCAAAACACAAAAAACCCACAUAUUUUUCUUGACCUUAGCAAUAAAUCCAUACACAAUUUCCACUACUUACCAAAAUCUUUGCGUCAUUUUGAUUUAAGCAACUGUAACUUACAAGGAAAAGCUAGCCCUAAUCUUUUCCCAAAUUUAACUGUGUUUAAAAUUCAAAACAAUAAAAUAAAAAAAAUUUCACCAUAUCUCCCAGACUCAUUAGAGGAAUGUGAUCUUAGUAAAAAUAACAUACGUAAUUUCCCUUUCCAUGGGGCAGAGCAAAGUUUAAAAUUACUCAAUCUUUCUAGAAAUCUUUUAAAGCAACUGAAUGUGAACACUUCGUACCUUUCCCUAAAUAAUCUGGAUGUAAGCCAUAAUUUAAUUACAAAUCUGCUGGGUCACAUGGGGACAUUUCUGCCUGAACUGAAAUAUCUGAAUCUGUCAGAAAAUAAAAUAUUUUUUCUGCAACCUGGGUCUUUACCUAAAUCUUUGGUUGAGUUGGAUAUUAGCAAUAAUGCCAUUGCCAUUCUUAUGAAAGACAUGUUCCUCCAUUUGACCAACUUGAAAAUUUUAACCCUUCAAGGGGAACACUUUUUCUGUAACUGUGAAUUAUACUGGUUUGCAAACACAUACCUUGCUAAUCCACAAAUGCAAAUAAAUGGCCAAGAAAGACUUUUCUGUGGUUUUCCAAAGAAAAAGCGAGGUCUUAUGUUGCAAAACAGUCAUCUAACAAUGUUGUAUUGUUCUCUUGGUCUUCAAAUUGGAAUUACAGUUGUUACGGUCAUUUUGUUUAUGUCCGUCAUAUCUGUAUUAUGCUGGCAUUUUGAUGUUCCAUGGUAUUUAAAGAUGGGUUGGUAUUGGUGCAAGGCUAAAAGGAAACAAUAUGAGAAGAGACCAGAACACAAAAUAUACGAUGCUUUCAUUUCAUACAGUGAAAAUGAUGCUUCCUGGACUAAAGAAACUCUAUUAAAAAACCUGGAAGCCAGUGGAUUUAAAGUAUGUUAUCAUGAAAGGGAUUUCAUGCCAGGGCAUCCAGUUCUUGGAAACAUUUUUUACUGUAUCGAGAAUAGCCAUAAAGUUCUUUUUGUGCUAUCACCCAGCUUUGUCCACAGCUGUUGGUGCCAGUAUGAGCUGUACUUUGCUGAACACCGGGUUCUCACUGAAAACCAAGAUUCCCUCAUUAUGGUUGUAUUGGAAGAUCUGCCAGCCAACAGCAUUCCAAAGAAAUUCAGCAAGCUUAGAAAACUAUUACAAAGGAAAACCUACUUGAAAUGGAGUCCUGAGGAACACAAACAAAAGCUUUUCUGGCACCAGUUGUCUACUGUGUUGAAAACUAUGAAUGAGCCAGUGCUAAGAACACAGAGGAAAAGCUGCAUUAGGAAGCAGACAGAUUCAACUGAAUGAGAAGCAAUGCUGAUGAAGUAUUGGAAUAUUUGGAGUAUUAAAAAAAAAUCAAAUACUUCUUGAAUCAUCUGAAAGAUACAAUUAUUAGAAUACUGAUAAGGAACCAAAGUAAUGUUUUAAGUUACCAUUCUACAAAAGUGGCCUCUUAAAACCAGGGUAUUUCCUAGGAAACUGUUUGUUUAUAUAAGUACAAACACACUGCAGCAACCCAGAACUUCAUAAAAAGAAAACAAACCACCUAUAAAUAUCUUUCAACAUAAUUGAUAUCCACAAAACUUUAUGGAUAAGUACCUGAACACUUAGCCUACCACAGCACAAUCUCCUUUAAGAAUAACACUUCCAUACAUCAAAAACAUCUCAGAAACAAUCAACAGGCUAUUACAGUUACACAGCAUCAGCGCAGCACACGAACUAAUUAAAAACGCCCUCCAAAUCUUUUUCAGUAAACCAAAAGACCCAAUAGCUCAAGAAACAGGAGCAAACUACAACAUACAGUACAAGCCACUAUAUAGGACAGACAGGCAGAAAACUAGCAGAAUCAGCAGUCAGAGGACAUUAAAAAACGACUAUCUUAAAGAAUAUUAUCUAGUCAGAUAAUGAAAUGACAACAAGCAAACAAUUAAACUCAAGAGUACCAAGAACUCCACUGUUCAACUUCAGCUAAAUAUAUUCUCUUCUAUUACAUUCUUUGAUAACCAACUUUACAUUAUAUUUAUUCAUAAGUGCUUUAUCAAUUUAGUCUUUGAAUAUAAGUAUUUAUAGAAACCUUUCUAUUCUAUUCUAUUCUAUUCUAUUCUAUUUCUAUCUUGAAUAUGGCAACUUGGACUCUUUAUUGCUGUUAUUGUGUUCUUUUUUUACAAGUUGAUAAGCUAAUACUUUUCAUGGUUUGUUUACUCAGAGUUUUUGUUUGGCAAAUUUUAUUUUCUUCUGUAACUCUUGUUUCUAACAGACUUAAUUGCAGUUUAGUGUCUUGCAAUUCUUUAAUCAAUUGUAUCUUGAGUUAGUUUCAUGCUUCAAAUUUUCUUAUUUUGGCUUUUAACUGUAUUUUUCAUUUGUUGUGUUGUUUUUUUUUUAUUUUGCAGCUAAUUUAAUUAGAAAGCCCCUUGUAUGUGCUUUACUUGUAUCCCACAUAGUAAUGUGGGAGAUUCCUGGUGUCCUAUUUGUAUUAAAAGAAUUUCAAUUCUUGUUUACAUUUUUGUAAAACUGUGCCAUGGAGUCUUUUCAUUCAUUUUUCUAUCUAAAAUGAAAAAAUGACUGAAACUCGCGUCAUUAAAAUUGAGUUGUGAUCUCCAUAUAAUAUUGGGAGAAUUUCUAUUUCUUUGACUGACGGUGUUGAGGCCCAGAACAUUUUUUUUUGAGUAUGACUAAUGUCCUAUGAAAAAAAAUAGUGUAGUCUCUCAUUGUUGAAUUUAUAAUCCCCAAAUGAGUACCAAUUCCUCCUAUAUUGAAAUACCUCUUACAGAAGUUUCCCACAUUUUGUGUG